Parus major (Great Tit) is the source of this 2725-nucleotide messenger RNA. Its product is annotated as complexin-3-like. The transcript has 3 exons. Gene Ontology annotation, biological process: synaptic vesicle exocytosis; neurotransmitter transport; regulation of neurotransmitter secretion. The record is from RefSeq and is a predicted model, not a curated record. Gene Ontology annotation, cellular component: terminal bouton; SNARE complex. Bases 696 to 1160 code for a protein of 154 amino acids. NCBI's taxonomy places the organism in Eukaryota, Metazoa, Chordata, Aves, Passeriformes, Paridae. Gene Ontology annotation, molecular function: syntaxin binding.
GCCAUCCAGCCCCUUUCCCAUCGGGGCUCUGUGCAGCAGGGGAUUAUGCUUUAAUCAGAGGCUGUAUGGGAAUUGCUUUAGUAUAGAUUACAGGCACAGGGCACAUCCCCAGCAGUGGGUAGCCCCCAGCCCUGCAGGCUCCCAAGCAAUCUUGAGUCUUGGUGGACAAGGGAUUAGCGGGGGCAUGAGGCUGCUGCGCGGGUGGGUGCGCACCCACCACUGCCUCAUCUGCUGCCAGUCCUUUGGCCCUCGAUUGUGUUUUUUCGGCUAAUCCUCUUGUGUCUCCUCUGUGCUGACAUCCUGCACCACCAAUCCCCCUGUAGUUCUGGGUGCCCACGGCAUGGGGCUCUCCCCAGGGCUUGCCCUGGCCCCAUGGCUGCUGCCCCAAGUUGGGACCCAUGUAAUGGGGGGUAUUUCAGCCUGACCCAGUGUGUGCUGCAGUUCAAUGGCUCCUUCCACCUCCCCAUCACUCUGAUGUGGCAGCACCUGCUGUCCUCCCACACUGCCACUGUCCCCUGCAAGCACCCUUGGGUGCAGCAAAGGGAAGGUCUUUCCACCCUGGCUGUGGCUUCCCCUCCUAAUGCCUUAAUCCGCCCCUGAUCCGCGGUGCCCCUGGGGCUGGUCCCACUGACCUUGCAGGCACUGGGACCUGGUGGGCACCCUGGGGCAAGAUCUGUCACCAGCACCCACCCGCCAUGGCCUCCUUCUUCACGGCUGCCCUGAAGAGCUUCCAGAGGGGCAAGGACGAGUCACCCAAGGGGGCCCCCAAGGAUGACAAGGCAGCUGCCCUGCCCAACGGUGUGGCUCGCGAGGAGUUUGAGGAGUACCAGCGGCAGCUGCUGGAGGAGAAGAUCGAGCGGGAUAAGGUGUUUGCACAGAGGAAGGCAGAACGGGCCACGGUGCGGAUGCACCUGCGGGACAAGUACCACCUGGCCCAGGACGAGCGGGACGACGCCCAGGUGCGCGUGGCCGGAGGUGCGGUGGAGCUGCCACAGGACCUGGCAGCCGUGGUGCACAGAGAGGAGGAAGAGGAGGAGGAGGAUGGCAGCGCCGGGGCCUUCGCCUUCCUGGCGAAGCUGCGGGAGGUGGAGCUGCCGGCGCUGCGGGGGCGAGCGCUGGGCGGAGCGGAGCAGGUGAAGGAAAAGUGCGCCCUGAUGUAGCUCCGUGCCCGCCCCGGGGGCACCGGCAGCUCCUGCCCCGGGAGCCACGGAGUGCAGAGGCUCUGGGUGUCUUUACUUGGAGUGCGGGUCCCGAUACACAUAUUAGGUGUGGAUUUUCUUCCCCGAAACCAUUCCCAUUAGCUUUCCCAGCGUGUGCAGCCGUCAUGGUCAGGUCCCUCGGUGUGCUCCUGGUGUGAGCGCCCGUAUGGGGCAGGUCCUUGACUGUUACCCCCCAUCACCAGCCCUGGCACCAGGUUCCAUUCGGCUCAAUAAAUACAGCAUUUGCCGGCACUAUUCUGGUCGUCCCGCCGUAUCCCGCACCCGUACAGUCCUGGUUGUUGAGGGGACACGGUGACUGGAGCCGGGCUGCCCCAUGUCCCCUGACCCACCAACCAGCCCAGGAUGCUUGGCCACUGGGUCCGUCCCCGCCUUCUGCAGCAGCCCCCACUGGGACCCAGUGAUCACCCUGGCUGUCCCUCGGGGACAGCACCGGGAGAAGGUGUGGAGCAUUUACUCCUAUGCUCAAGCAUCCUCUGCCAGUGCGAGCAGCAGGGGCAUCCCUCUGGCCAGGCCAGGGCGCCCGGCCGCCUCUUGCCCCGCCAGGGACUCUGUCCUGGGCGCUCCAGCAGCAGCGCUGGCUUAAAUGCCGCCGCGCCGGAAGGCCGGGGGCUGCUGAGAUCACUAAUACCUGCCUAUUUUAGCGAGGUCUAAUCUUCUGAGUCGCCUGUCCCCGAGGACUAAGCUCGCUGAACCCGUGUGAAAUGUUCGGCCAGCGCUGGCCCCAGGGGCACCUCCCGCCGGAGCCGGAGCCGCCGGGAAUCACUGUGUGAUUUCAUGCUGUGUGUGCAUGAAAGGAAGGACGCGCUGAGCCGCCUCCGUCCUCCCCACGCCGCUGCCAUCUGCUCCGGAAAGGCUUCGGGGACGGCCCUGCCGGGCUGCCCACGGCCCCGGCGGCCGGGCUGGGACGGGCAGCUGGAUCCAGGGGGCUGGGAGCUGUGUCACAGUGCUCAGCACUGUCACCAGAGCCAUCGCACUCAGCCGCCGCUGAGGAGCUGGAGCACGCGGAGCAAGGAGGUCCCUGGAUGCACGAGGUGCCCAAUUUCCCCUGGAACACCUCUGGGUACCAGGUCCAGGGGCUGGUGGCUGCUGGUGCAUCCCAGAGAGUGUGAGACAGGCUUGUCUGGGCCUGACAUUGGGGAGCCUCCUGAUGUUUGCUGGCCCCACUGUCUCUGCUGACCUCAUCAUCCCUGAUGUCUCUGCCACUAUUCCCAAUCCCGUUCGCCAGCUUUUCUUCAGAAUUUAGGAAAUCUCCCUUCAGGCAGAAACCCCACCUGGGGGAUGGAACCGUCUGGGCCACGCCAGUCCCUCGCCAGGUCCCUGACAAGGUGUUAGCAGCUGCGGCACCCAGAACAACGCUGAUCCCACCCCACAUCGCUGCUCUCCUCAGGGCUGGCUUCGCCACCAAGUGCCAGCUGCUGGGAUGGUGGCACUGAGGUUUGUCACCACCACCUCAGUCCUCCAUCCCGGCUCCACAUCAGGGCCCCAUCCUGGGCUGAUGGGCAGCC